CUCUUCUGCUAGUAGUCGCUAGUGCUAUCGCAUGGUGCUUCCAUAGUUGAACGGUCCCGAGAUAGUGUGGGGCAGCUUGAACUACUAAAGGUCCUCUGGGUCUGCAUGGAUUCAGCUACACUAGAAUCUCGAAGGCGUGAAGCUUUCAAGCAGCUCAAGCCAAUAUGCGUGGACGUAAUGAAUCCCCACUGCUGGACAACUACAACCAGAGAUGCGAACAACCGGCUCGUGGCUCUGCUCGAUAUGCUGCACGUCAUUGGCGCAAGCGAAUGCGGCGCGAGCGUGCUGGGCGGUCUAGUUGAAUACGUCACAUUUCCAAUUCUGCAGCUUUUCAGCUACCCGUCGGCUUCCUUGAGUGCCUUGGAGUGCGGUCUCGAAUGUUUACUGUACCUUUUGGAAAUGUGUCCGGGUGAAGCAGUGCCGCUUCAACUUUAUCGGGAGCUGCUAGUUACUUUACCGUUCAUAAUAUCUCAAGGAACUGUAUCGAAGGCAGUGAGAAACGGGAGAGGAACAUCAGAGGAGGUCAAAGGCCUCGGCGUUCGGUGUCUGCUGGCCCUGGUAAAGAAACCUGCGGUACCCCCGACGGUAGAAAAUGAACAGUGCGAGGAAGUAGACAGGGUAGCCAUAAGGGAUACGACUGAUAAGGAGCUGAGUAGAUCAGAGUAUCAGCCAGCUGUUGCACACGUAGUAGUCGUUCUAUUGGACUUGAUCGAGAAGGAGCGGAAUUUGCGUCUGCAAGUAUCCGCUAUAGACACGUUGUCGCGUGUCGUGCAGCAAUUGCGCGAGCCGGAUAUAGUUGCUCAGUUCUUACCGGGAAUCAGUUCUACAUUGGCCAAAACGAUAACGAAAGACGCAAAGGACAGCCAUCGAAUCAUCGUUGGAUGUCUGAAUUUACUUCUCCAGACUAUUGUAUUAGUCAUGAGUGAUGACGCUUGCGAACACUUACUUCCGAAGCAAAAACCUAGUUGGGCUGAUCUGGUCGAGCUGGCUCAGCGAAUUCCAUCGAUGGAUGAUCGGGCACAGAAUUUGAGGCCGCCAUUGCACGCCCCAGCCACCGUUGCAGAUUCUUCAGAACCGCAACCGAAACCAUAUAUAGUUAGGGAUGCCCAUUGGCACAAAAACACCGUUAUACGUCUCAAUAAGCUCUUUACUCGUAUAUUUACGAUUCGUAGUCAUGAUCAGUGGAAAAUACGUCUGGGGUUCUUGCGGUUUGCAUCCAAUGUGGCACUGCACUGCUCUUGUUCCCUUGGGUUAUCCAUCCCGCUGUUGGUUGAAACGUUGCUGUGCUACGUCAAUGACGAAUACCCCUUGGUGGCGAACGAAUGCCGGGCGCAAAUUGAAGUCGUAGCCGCUAAAAUACGCGACCAAUAUUCCGUAACAUCCAUCCUGAAAGAGACCUUCUUCUCCUACAUGAUGACGCUACCGCGACAAAUGAUGCAGACUGAUGAUGGCAGAAAACUAGAAUCCCUUCAUAUCGCAAACGGUUACUUGAUGCUCUUAAAGGGAGAAAUCAACAAGCCCUUGGGAGCUGUAAUGAAUCAUGUGUCUCUUGGAUUGCUUAAGAUCUUGACAUUUGAUAGCUCUGAAGUCAAGCUGGUAGAGGAUCGGGUAGCAGAGUCGAGCAUUGGCUUUGCCAUCAUGGAUAUGGCGUCUGAAGUUCCGGAGAGGAGUGAACCGUCAACCGGAAAAGAUUUCAAGCGGUUUGCGUACAUGUUUCCGCGAAAGCGAUUUCAGUACUUCCGUAACGAUAAAGUUACUUUGGCUAUCAGCCAAAUGUGCCGCCUACUGGGCUACUAUGGGGAUCUAGAAUCUCUGGUAGACCAUUUCUUGGGACACCUACGUUCCAUAGCGUUCGGGGAUUAUCAGCCACAAGCGAUCUACAUUCUGAAUGAAAUAUGUCUUGGUGCUGCGGGUGUAGGAGUCGAAGCUCUCAGUUAUUCCAAUGGGUCAGAAGACAGAAAAGCCUCUAUGAUGCCAAUUAUAAAAUCCGUAGUUCGCGAAUAUCUUGACUCACCCAUACUGAAACUUCCGACAAAUCUUGCUGAUUUGAAGCUUCUCAAGGACCUUCGAAGAUUGAACCCCGAUUAUCUCGUGAAUGAGCCGGAUAGUGCUCCGAUGAGUGGUACCUUUAACGCCGUCAUCCAGAAAACUAGUCUUAUUCUUGAAGGCGUAGCGGUCAUGGCUGCUGUGGCUGGAGCCGACUUUCGCUUACUGCUUAUGGAUACUCUUUAUGCAAUACUUGAAAACGUUGGAGAUCCGAAUCGAACUGUAAGCGAUUCGGCAAUGGCUACAUUAAUUGCCGUCGCGGAAGCUUGUGAGUAUCACAAAUCCACUCAACCGUCGAGCGAUAGCAUGCAAGGGCCGCGCGAAAUGAUUCUUCAGAAUGUUGACUACAUUGUGAAUAUUGUAUCACGACGCUUGCGCUACAUUGCGCAGAAUCCACGAGCGCCACUCGUGCUAAAGGCGGCAAUCCGGAUCGCAGGUAUUCAUAUCGUUCCUUACAUGGAUGAUUCUGUCGACGAAAUUUUGGAUGCUUUGGAUCAUUGGCACAAUGAAAAUGGGCUAGUCGUGUUCAAUCUAAUUGGAGUUCUUAAGACCUUGAUGGACGUGAUGUGUGAGGAUGCCAGUGUACCCGUGGAGAAAGAGACCUCGAGGGAUGAACGAAGUGAAAGUGUCUGCCUUGCUCCAAUAAUCGAUGAGCGAGCCCCUUUUGAACUCUCUGCCUGUUCGCAAGAAAUGCUUGGAUUUUACCUUGAAUGCAAGCCGUCCGUUGAAGAGCGAAGAACACCGAACCAGCAGAACCGCGGACAGGCAUCGAUUGGCGACAUAGAAAAAUUCUUCACGGACCGCAAAAGUGGUGAAUUUGAAGGAGUAACAUCCCCUGGCAGACCGAUUUCGUCACCGGAUGACCUAGGCCAAAGUGGCGACAAAUUCGACAUGCACGGGACAAGCGAUGAGCGAGCCGACGGAGUAGGACCUCCGUCUCAUGUGCAGUCAUUGGCUCUGAAAAUCGUCAACAAGUUAUACCAUUACCACUCCAGUGCCAACCCGAGACUUCGGGUCCAAUCCCUACGCAUUUUUCAUAGUUCUCUCGCUAUCCUCCGCCUACGCUCGAACGAUCUCAACCCAACCAUUCACAAGUUCUGGCCGAUCAUUACCCGUCGCUUGGGAGAUGAGGAACAUUACGUCGUAUUUGAAGCAUUAAUUGCUGUGGCAACCAUGUGUCGUCUGUCGCCCGAUUUUGUUGUCAAACGGGUGGCGGACGAUCUGAUCCCCCGGUUUGAAGUCCUUGCAAAAAGUUUGCAGAGGGCUGUUGAGCGGACAUAUGCGGGAGAGAAGGAAGGGUCGCAUCGAGCACAUCGCGAUGUACAUCAUCGGGUGGUAACAUCACAACAGAUGAAAGUCUACGUCGCGUCCCUUACCACUAUGGCCGAGCUACUUCUUAGAGUCCAGAUGUCAAACAAUAGUAUCUUUAGGAUAGUAACUAGUGUAGUACCCUUCUUGAAUUCACGAUGGUAUACGCAGGAAGUUACAGAGGGCGCUGUGGGUGUGCUGAAGGCGGCCGCCAACUGCCGUCACGGACAGGAUAUCGUGUGGUUGUCAUUAUGGGCAGUCAUGGGAGGACAGGGAGUGCAAUUGUCAACAGAGGGGACUAGGGCAACAACCCUGCGGGAAGGAAAGAUUCCUAAGUGGAUGGCUGAACACUGGAGAGGACGAGGGAAGCCCGAAGACUUUAUCCCUGCUGGUAUGGAAGUUUUGAAUAGUUUUGAUGGUAAAGCAACCUGUGAAUUGGUUGCAAAUGCAUUCCCUAUGUUGGAUGGGACAUCGGUCGGUGGAUUGGGUGUGGCAGUUUCGUGCUAGGAAUACCAUGUGCAUAGGUUGGUAGUUGGGCAUGCCAUCCAUGAUAUAGGUGCAGCACUAUCCAGGAAGCCAAGAUAUAAACAAAAUCAAUAUUAUGAGAUCACGGCAUUAUUUGCACCAGUUUUUCCCAAUCACCCCCUGCUUCAAGCCUCCAGUUUCCGUCUGCGUCCCCAUCGAACAAUGCAGUACUCCCUAUUCUCG
Molecule: messenger RNA, 4062 nt
Organism: Spizellomyces punctatus DAOM BR117
Lineage: Eukaryota; Fungi; Chytridiomycota; Chytridiomycetes; Spizellomycetales; Spizellomycetaceae
Exons: 2
Coding region: 106-3861 (1251 amino acids)
Biological process (GO): chromatin remodeling
Cellular component (GO): cytoplasm
Source: RefSeq, a predicted model, not a curated record